UGUGCAAGUUAUGAAAAACAGAUAGGCCUAUAUUUCAAUAUUGUGCUAUGACUAUGAGUAUUGACAUUCAAAAUAAACUCUCAGCAAAUGUAGAACACCGGAGAGACGAAAUAUCAACUGACUUUAUCCCAUGUGUACAUCAGCUUUUAAAUGUCCUUGAUGGUUUUGAAAAGUUGUACGAGUUGUAAUACACUUAUUCGUGGCUGGCGUUUCCCCUUAGUUGAACAGAGAGCAGUGUCUAGAAACAAACAUCAGACAGCUAUAAGCGGCCAUGUUUGCUCGUCCAGUCAGUGACAUCACGUGGUCUAAUGAGUCUUAUAAUACAAGAGAACUCAUGUCCAGGUACCCGGCUCCAUUACUAGUCCGGGUAACCCACGGCCAUUGUGGACUUCAAGAUUCAGACUCACUAGGGCAGGGACAGGUGAUCCGUAUCCAUCGAUGGCUAAAACAGCAAAGAGUGAUUGCUAUGGAUGCAAGAGGGCGCUAUUUAAGUAUUCCUCUUGACUUUGAGAUACCAAUUGAGGUAGUUCCAGACAAGAGAAGAACUUUAUCCAAGUUAAAGACAAUGCCCAUAGCUGGUAUCAUCCGUCAAUUCUCACUCCCUAAGAAGGUUCGAUUCUCACUCAGUCAUGUCAAGUCUCUCAAAGACGUGGGGCAGUUCGGUAUCCGUCUUCCAUUGGAGCCCAUUGACCUCCUACGGUUACAGCAAGAAGUUUACCUGAAUGGAAAUGCAGUCAAUUUUGGUGAAUUAGAUGCGGCUAUACUAAGCAUCCCUAUCCACCACGAGCUCGAGAUGUCAGUAGCAAUGGGUCUAUCUAGUGGGGAUAGAAACUGGCAUCGACUCAUGAGAGGUCUUGAUAAUGUGGUGGCUACGAGGGUACGAUUCACUGUACAUGGAAACAAAAAAAUCACAAUAUUUUAUUCCAAGUCGGAAGAUGCAAACAUUAUCAAAAAAGAGACAAGGAAAUCAAUAGAGACGCCCGUGGUGCAGAAACGGCAACAAUCCCUAGGCCGUGCAUUCUAUUACGGCACAUUACAAAGAAUAAAAGCUAAAGAGAAAGCACGACCAAUCAGUCAUUCUGUGGAUAUGGGAGUUUUAGACAGAGCGACCAAUCAGGACUCAAGUGAUGGGCAUGCGCAGACAAUGUCUCUGACCAAGUUCAACAUCAGACAGCGAUUUGCUAAGCGGAAAGACCCAAAGCUAACUCGAACAAAUACAGACAGUUUGUCGGGUACAUCAACAAAUGUAUCUGAGACAACAACAGAAGACAGUGAACAAUUCUGGUCAAAUGGUUUCCAUGGUGAUGACGACGAUGAUGACGACAAGAGUGAAAUCACCCAAGAUGAUGACGUCACUGAGGACUUCACGCCACGCUCAUUGUUCGGUUCGGUGUCCAGACUCUCAUUAUUUCGUCCAGCAAACUGGAGUGCAGGAGGCACAAGCAAUGAUGCUGGGAUAGGCAGCCACCAGCCUAAAGGAUGGAAAGCCAUGAAGGAUAAACAUAAUGCACGCAAACGAAGGGGAAGUAUUGGUAGUCUUAGUAUGGGGACUAGUAUAAGCAUGGGGGAUUUAAAUAGCCUGGGUAGGACGAAGAGAAAUAGUGAGCCUGUUGUUCAGCGAAGAGGACGUCCGGAUGGGCGGUCGGUCGUUAGUGACGAUGACGUAGAAGAGUCAACUGACUUAUAGCCCUCUAGAGGCCACAGAACUCCAAUGUCAUUCAAAUGAUUAGUCUAUAGAGUGAAAGAUCCAUACAAUGCUGCGUGUGUUCACAACUACAUCUGAAAUAAUGGACUUUAAAGUGAUCCUUAACUAACUACGCACUAUAGCCUACAUGUCAUGGUUUCAUUUUACUAUCUGAUAUUUCAAACUGAGUAAUUUGUUUGCACACGGGAGAGUUUACAAGGUUAAAUUAAAGCCACAAGCUUAUUAUACAUUUUGAUGGGAUCCCAGCUAGACCUUGCCAUAUUAUGCUAAUCAUGUUCACGACAGCCAUUUUGGAAAUUUUGAAAAGUUGACUGUUCUAACCAUACUUUAAUGUUUAAAUCUGCACUGGCCCUAUUGCUAAUUAUAUUUUGCGUUACAUAUACUCUGACUGUCAAAAGUAUAUAAUGCACACAUCCCCGGAAAUGUAACCCGAUCUGCCCCACCGUACCGCAAUACCAAAGGGGAGGUCAUAAAACAAUACACCCAAUACCACUAAUGGUUUAAAAGUAAGACAAUACAUGUAAUUAUUGCCUAAGGCAUUUACUUUUUUACUUCUUAUGUUAUUAUUGGUCAAUGGAAGCCAAGUUUCUAUAUUUAUGACGUGGACAAAUCAACAUUAUAAUAUUAUGUAUAUCUUUCUUUCUACAUCUAUUUAUAAGAAGCCUAUAGCGGUGUUGAACAAGUGCUAUAAAAGUUGUGUUGACAUAAUUUAUAACAAGUAUUUCCAAUUGGUUUUUAUAAUUUAUUCCACAUGAAUGGAUAGCUGUGUACAAUAAGAUGAAUUAUACAGAUAUACAUCGAUGUCAAAACAGUUAAGUUAAUUGGGAAUGUUAUAAGUUGCUCCCCCCCCAAUAUAUAACAUAAAAAGAUUCUGAUUUUGAUUAGACUUAAAUCCCAUUAAUUGAAGCAAAAAUACUGUUUUCUACAAAAGCAACUUGUAUUUAAUGUAAAUUAUUAACUUCUAGUAUAACUCUUUCUUUUUAACUAUAACCACUUCGUGAUUAUUAUCAACAAUGUAACUUAUUUCACAAUAAACCGAUGUGUGUAAAUCACUGUACACUCAGUACUCUCCCGAGUCAUAAUAAGAACUUUUUUGAGUAAUUACCAAUUAUUGUCAUGAAUAAUAAAAUUACUUGUUAUUAUUUUAUAGGGAAUUUAUAGCAUUCCCUCGCUGCCAAAAUAUGACAAAUUAUUAUCAAAGUUUGUUAUUCCUAUUAUUUUAUAAAGUCAUUACAGAAUAUGUGUUAACUGGUAACUAACAAUAACCUCUGACAUUCUAGGCACAUGUCAUGCAUAAGCAUUGUCUCGGACCAAUAUGUCGAUACAUUUCGACCAUAUCAAAUAUAAUCCAAACAAAAUGUAGUGGAAUUAUGUACAAUGUCUACUUCUAUAUAUUUGCCAACCCGUUUGGCUUUGCCUUCUAAUUUCACAAACAAAAUGUGUAGUAUGUUUCCAUACGAUUAUUGUCAUUAUAUUUUAGUGUGAUUUAUUUGUGAAAUAUUGUGUAAAUUUGAUGAAAAGAUGAAAGUAUAAUGAC
Asterias rubens (European starfish) is the source of this 3242-nucleotide messenger RNA. RefSeq lists its product as uncharacterized. Bases 272 to 1687 code for a protein of 471 amino acids. Lineage: Eukaryota; Metazoa; Echinodermata; Asteroidea; Forcipulatida; Asteriidae. The record is from RefSeq and is a predicted model, not a curated record. The transcript is spliced from 6 exons.